Molecule: messenger RNA, 2534 nt
Organism: Anguilla anguilla (European eel)
Lineage: Eukaryota; Metazoa; Chordata; Actinopteri; Anguilliformes; Anguillidae
Gene: prelid3a
Product: PRELI domain containing 3A
Exons: 7
Coding region: 181-717 (178 amino acids)
Biological process (GO): phospholipid transport
Cellular component (GO): mitochondrial intermembrane space
Molecular function (GO): phosphatidic acid transfer activity
Source: RefSeq, a predicted model, not a curated record
GUCAUGAGGGCUGCACCGAAUCGCUAUUGGUUGUGGUCGUUGUUUUUAGGCGGGUACAACACAUUAGAAUGAGCGACGCUAUUUUCUGUAGAAAAUGUACCGGUCACGAAGAUAAUUUGGGGGAAACAGGGAGAUAGGGUUUCUUCCUACAAGAAGAGGUACGAACCAGCAAUCAGAAAAAUGAAGAUUUGGAGCACGGAACACAUAUUCAGCUACCCCUGGGAGACAGUGAUCAAGGCUGCCAUGCGGAAGUACCCUAAUCCCAUGAACCCCAGCGUGGUGGGCGUGGACGUCCUGGACCGGAACCUGGACACCCAGGGGCGUCUCCACAGUCACCGGCUCCUCAGCACCGAGUGGGGCCUGCCGGCUAUCGUCCGAGCGAUUUUGGGAACCAACAGGACCUUAACCUACGUGAAGGAGCACUCUAUUGUGGAUCCAGAGAAGAAGCAAAUGGAGCUUUGUUCAACAAAUAUCACUCUGACUAAUUUGGUAUCCGUGGACGAACGUCUGAUAUACAGACCUCAUCCAGAAAAUCCUGAAGUCACUGUCUUGACACAGGAAGCCAUCAUCACCGUGAAAGGAGUCAGUCUGAGCAGCUACCUGGAGGGGCUGAUGGCUCUCAGCAUGUCAGCCAACGCUAGAAAGGGUUGGGAUGCUAUUGAGUGGAUCAUACAAAACUCUGAAAGGGAGAACGUUCCCUUGUGCAACCUGUAUUAAUCAGUGGGCUGCCAGGCUGUGGAGUGGGCGAUCAGGAGCCUGAGCUCCCACAUCACAGCAGUGACUGCCAGGUGGACAGCGCGGGGCUGCAGAUCUCCCACUGCGACCGGGUAAAGUCAGCAGGCCCGACCAGGCGAGCCCGGGGUGUGGAGGUGUGGACUGCCCAUAAACCGGGCAGCAUCGGCAUCAGCAAUCCAUGAGCUGGCAUUCAUUAUCACACGAGACAGGGUUUGUAUCGCAGCCCUAGAUGUCCUACACGAGGCCGAGUGCUUGUAAAUCCGCAGAUGUGAGUGAAAUCUAGGCUGCGACUUUGGUGUGGUUGCACUGUAAAUUUGUCCAUGUUUUUGGGGAACUCUAUGGUAGCAGUUCGCCACUGCGCAAGGACCAUUUGCAUUGUGCGGCCCGAUUGACUAGCCAAUGAAGCCCCGUUAUUGUACUGCCGCUGAACAAAAGGACAGAAAACAUGUUUUUUUUUCUUUUUGUUUUUGCAGUGAUGUGAAAAAACACAGGCUUUAAAUUUGUGCUAAUUGGCCUGCCCACUCAUGCAAAUUACAGAUUGAGAGCCACUGCUCUAUGUGUUCACUGGUACAGCACCCCAAAUUUCAUCUAACAGGCGUACACACUGUUUUUAAUGUCGUGGGCACGUUUUUCUUUUCUGAUGUCUGCAUGACGUGAGGGAAGCUACAAAAAAUAACAGAUGUGUCCUGUCGCCAUCAAAUUAAUGUAUUGUAACUGAUAUUUAUUCCUUAAAAUAAGGACACAUUUUGGUUGGGUUAUUUCUGGGCCAAAAAGAAUUACUCAGAGAAUGGAAUUAUUAUAAAGCCAGUUAAUAUAGACAUACACCAAACUACUGUGUGAUUUAGGCACUUCACAUGUUGGUAAAGAAUAGCUAAGAACAUUAAUAGUCUGUAUUAAAUUUUUUGUUUUUUAUGCCCUGUACUAUGGAACAAGAGAUGUGCAAACAUACUGAAAAGAAGGUCUUGUUAGGGCAAGGUUAGAGAAAUCUAGUUGGAUACUAUUGAAGACUGCUUCAUAUGAAAGGCUCCUUUAUUUUUACUUUUAACCGUGAAAUCAUUUUAUUUGAAUGUUCCGCAAUCGUUAUAUGCACAAGACAUUUGAAAAUGUACGUUAACAGUUGAUCCAGAAUCGGUAAAAACUGAAAAGAAGCUUUCUCAUGUGAAAUGGCUUCCUUUCAGGCAAAAUUCUAGUUGCUGAUAAAGGAAACUGUGGUUAUUGUUAAAUUAUUAGCAUGCAUUUUUGCACAUGAGUUAUGUUGGCAUGAUGCAUGUAAGUGUAGAAUGGAGGUGCAAUGGAAAUGUAGACCUUGGAAGAGAUGCUAACCUGCUAACAGUGAUGUCUUACUCCCAGCAGUAGAGCUCAUUAGAUUCUGUGUAGAUGGGUAACCUUCCAGUAGUUAAUCACCCAUGCUUACAAAAUGAUCUUCAAAGUAUUCUCAUUCUGUUUAAACUGUAAAAUAGAAUCAUGGGUAUGUUUAUUAACAUUAUGACACACAUACAGUACACUGAUUUUUGUGGCUUUGAAUUAACAAUGAGGGUCAGUGAUGACUCGUGAUAAUUGUGUGUGCUUUUAUGUGUGUGGUAAAGGAAGCAGGGUAAGAGUGUUUUAGGUUUGACCGUAAGGUCACAGUGAGCCAGGCUACCUCAACUCUUCCUCUGUGUUAAACAUGGUGCUUCCACCAAAGCUUCUCUCCCAGUCACAGGCACUGUACACCGGUUAUUGCUAUAUUAUGCCGGUACCGCACACCAAUUAUGGCUCCAAUAAGCCAGUACUGCACAUUGGUUUUGGCUUAAUUAAGC